UUUCGGCGUUUGCUAAAUAAACUACGACACCAACACGUCACUGUAACAAUUGAUUCAUCUUCGUCUUCUUCGUUUUUUUCUGAUGCGAGUGCAAUUCAGAAAUCACUCUGGGUGAUAAAAAACGGUGUCGUAUGGUUCUUUAGUCUCAUCACUUUCCUAAAGAGCAGUGAAGCAAAAUGGCGAAUUGGAUCUCGUCGAAGCUCAAAGCCGCCGAAACAAUUCUUCAACAGCUUGAUCAGCAGGCAGCAGAUUCUCUUCGGAAAGAUGAGAAGUCAGAGACCCAUGACGAGGUGUUUGAGACCUCUCCAAAAUCUGGAAGUAGUCCUGUUUCUUUGAAAGAUCAGUUGAGGAAGAAGACAUAUGAAGGUAGUGACUCUGGUAGUGGAUCUCAGAGAAACUCAACAGAGCAAAAGCCUAGCUACUUAAGUAGCAGCAAAAAAGUACGCAAACCAGAUCAAUCACACGAAAGGACAAGUGCACCGUCACAAAGUUUGACACAAGAUAAUACUAAACUCACUGACAAUGAUUGGACAGAACUUCUGAGUACUCCAAAUCAGAGGACCAGCACUUCUACGUCUCGUAGUCCUGGUGGAACAUCUGCGAUUCGGGGAUUGAAGAAGGAUGGAAAAAGACAUGGGAAUUUGGGGAAAAAUCCUUUGGUAUCUGAUGGAAAGAAGAGUAGUAGUAGUAAUGUGGUUAAUUCCAGAGGGAGGCCACAAAAACAGACGAAUAAGGAACCAAGCGACAAGGAAGUGUCUAGCCCUUCUGAUGCUGACAUGAAAAAUAGGAAUGCUCCUCGGGAUAUAUUUGUGAACUCAACUCAUAAAGAGAGUGAGAAGGAUGUCAGUGGUAAGACACCUCCCCUGGAUGACUCCAGAAGAUCGGCUAAUGAGACUCUCCCUAGGGAAACAUCACCAAGUGUAGGAAAAAGGGAUGGUCGUGAGUCCAGAAGAAGUUCUGUAUGGGGAAAGCAGGUGAGGGAAGAAGUCUCACAGAGCAAUGUUUCUGAUGGUCUAACGAGGAAGGAAUCUUCCUUGUCAAGUGAUGAAUCUGAAUCCGAUUAUGAGUCUGAUUCGAGCACUGACUCUGAGAGAGAGCGUCAGAGGGAGGAGCGUAGGAGGAGAAGAGAGAGAGUUUUUGCUGAAAAAGUUGCAACAAAAGCUGUAGCGGUCAUCAAAGAGCGAGAGAAUAUGGUAGCAAGACUUGAGGGUGAGAAAUUGAGUUUAGAGAAAAUAGUCGAAGAACGAGCUAAACAACAAGCACAAGAGGCUGCGGAGUUGCAAACAAACAUGAUGGAAACACUGGAAGCUGCUGACCUUGAAAAGCAGAAACAUAACAAUACAAGAAUGGAAGUUCUCACACGCUUGGCCGGAUUAGAGGCUGAAAACGCUGAACUUACAAGAUCACUUGCCGCUGGGCAGAAGAAACUUGAGACUCAGAUAGAUCAAGUAGCAGUACUCAAACAACAAGUUGAGCUUAAAGAGUCUACUCUGGAAGAACUGAAGCGAAAUACUUUUAAUAUUGGGGGAAGGGGAACAACUUUAAAACAGUUAGAUACUUCUAGAGGAGACAAAUUCGAACACCAGAUGCUUGAAGCAGAGAUUUCUUUGCUGACUGAUAAAAUCGGGCGGUUACAAGAUAAGGCAACUAAACUGGAAGCAGACAUAGAAAUGAUGAGAAAGGAACUCGAAGAACCAACUGAAGUGGAAAUUGAACUGAAACGAAGACUGAACCAGCUAACUGACCAUCUUAUUCAAAAACAAUCCCAGGUCGAGGCGCUUUCCUCAGAGAAAGCAACCAUAUUGUUUAGAAUCGAGGCCGUGUCAAGGCUUAUAGAAGAAAACAAAGGUAUGUCUGCAACUGAAGCCUCAUCCCAAGAUCUUGAAGCAGGAGAUUGGGAACUCUCGGGAUCAAAGUUUAAACCAGCUUUCCAAGAUAAAAUCCGGUCAGGCAAGAAACAUUUGGGAUGGCUUGUGAUGCAACUAAACGCUAUAUUCAUCUCGGGAACCGUCUUCUUGCGUAGAAACCCGACUGCCAAGAUAUGGGCUGUGGUCUAUCUGGUUUGCCUUCAUCUAUGGGUAUUAUACAUCCUACUCUCUCAUUCCGAUGCUUCUUCUUCAGGUGAACUUAGAUCAGGUGCAGUGAUUUCCUUAGAGAACUUCAGUAACAGUUCACUUCAAUAGCCUUUUCCUUAGAGAAUGUUUCUUUUGAUUCAUAUGUAAUUUUCCUUCCAACAUUUUUUUUGAAGCUUGGUUUGAAUCUUAUUGUAUUCUCAAUCAAUGUAGCAAUUAUCUU
Arabidopsis thaliana (thale cress) is the source of this 2295-nucleotide messenger RNA. It is a transcript of the gene GC2, whose product is annotated as golgin Putative 2. Gene Ontology annotation, cellular component: Golgi membrane; Golgi apparatus. The transcript has 10 exons. NCBI's taxonomy places the organism in Eukaryota, Viridiplantae, Streptophyta, Magnoliopsida, Brassicales, Brassicaceae. Gene Ontology annotation, biological process: Golgi organization. Bases 177 to 2183 code for a protein of 668 amino acids. The record is from RefSeq and is marked reviewed.